Culex quinquefasciatus (southern house mosquito) is the source of this 5479-nucleotide messenger RNA. RefSeq names its product doublesex- and mab-3-related transcription factor 1. The record is from RefSeq and is a predicted model, not a curated record. The transcript is spliced from 7 exons. Gene Ontology annotation, molecular function: DNA-binding transcription factor activity, RNA polymerase II-specific; RNA polymerase II cis-regulatory region sequence-specific DNA binding. Lineage: Eukaryota; Metazoa; Arthropoda; Insecta; Diptera; Culicidae. Gene Ontology annotation, cellular component: nucleus. Gene Ontology annotation, biological process: sex differentiation; regulation of transcription by RNA polymerase II. The coding region runs from base 1442 to 3076 and encodes 544 amino acids.
CUUUUGCACAUUUCGUCUGUCUGUUCGUCGGCGUCGUCGUCGUCGGUUUCCGUAGUCCUGGUGUGUUCGUAGAGGUUCGUCAUCGAUGCAGUUCGCUGUUGCACUCCGGUCAGCUUUGUAUCACAAACUGGCAGUUAGUUGACUCGCGACGGCAUCCGAACUCGGACUCUUCUCAUCGGCUUCUGCCCGUUUGGAGGUUGUGACUUUGAGCUGAACGGCGGCGAUACGGUGUGUUCCUCUUUCCCUGCUAUCUGAACUUAAUCCUUCGUGACGUGCGCACACAAACUCGCUAAAACAAGCAAAGCGGCUAGUCGCGUUGACUUUCUAGCGUUGAUCUGCGCGGCACGUGUCGUGUCCUGCCGCCGACGGCAGCUCUAUUUCUAGUUUCGACGUUUCGCGUAUUCACCGCCGACGAGUUCGGCUGAAGCUCGUGCAACAUUGUGUGAGGUGUUUGUUGUUGAUUUUCAUGCUUUUUUCGCGAAUUCGCGUCCGACCGAGAUUCGUGGCCAGUUAUUCGCGCGUGUUUGUGAUGUGAUAAAAAAAGGAAAAAAGAAACAAAAAACCUUGUGUGCGGUAUCAGUUCAGUGAAUUCAUUUAUAUAAACAGAAGAACCCAAAAGAGAAAAAAGAGGUGUCGCGGCUCUGAAACAACAUCAGAUAAAGUUGUGAAGAUAAAACCAAUUCCGGGCGCAUAGUUUUGUGAAAUCGGUGAAAUUGACAACCGGUAGUCUAAACUGACCAGCUGAAGUGAGGAGAGAGAAAAUAUAGCAGUGUGUGUGAAGAACGUCAUGAUUGCCAAAGUUCGGGCUGAUUAAAAUUCAAUCAAAUCGAAACCAAGCCGAAGAAAGCGAAGAAGGAAAUUACUUUGUGUGUAAGCUUGAAGAAUACAUUGCUGCCGCCAAAACGACGCGUUCUGAUCAGCUGGCUGGUGAAUACAAAUCGUGUUUGUUGACUAUUUGAAAGGCAAAGUGUGGGAUCGUGGAGUUGAAAAAGAUCCUUGCUUACGCUACGCCGGGUUGAAUUUUACGAAUCUCUCAUUCUUGUAAAAGUGUGUUAAACGAUUUACAAAUAUCUCAAAAUAUGUUAAUAUUAGCUUCAAUCCGUGCCAUAUCCCGCCUGUUGUCCACGUCCGGGUUGUUUUCAUCGCGGUUGUAAGGAAAGUGGUGCGUUGCGAUGUUUUCUGAGCACGUCGUCUCUGUGCUGUGUAUUUUGUGUAUUGUCUCGUCUGACCAUCCGAUAUCGACCGAACUGCCGCACUAGUUAGCAGGGCGGUGUACUCGAUAAUCCGACCUCACCGGAGAUAGCGAAGCACUGACGCGCCCCACACAGACGAUUGUGACCCGGUCAACAUUCGUGGAAUUGAUCUGUUUUGUCUGGUAGGAGGAUUCUUUAGAGAGCGUAGAGCGCGUAACUGUUUUGGGUAGCUUGGGCAAGUUUGCCGCAUGGUUUCGCAAGAUACCUGGAUGGAGACGAUGUCAGAAUCGGGAUACGAAGGCCGGCCGGACGGGGCCAGCGGUGCAUCCAGCAGUAACUCGCUGAACCCGCGGACGCCCCCAAACUGUGCCCGCUGCCGAAACCACGGGCUCAAGAUUGGCCUGAAGGGACACAAGCGUUACUGCAAGUAUCGCAGCUGCAACUGCGAGAAAUGCUGCCUGACGGCCGAACGGCAGCGGGUCAUGGCCCUGCAGACGGCCCUGCGGCGGGCCCAAACUCAGGACGAGCAACGAGCCCUCAACGAUGGCGAAGUGGCCCCCGAACCGGUACAUAACAUUCACAUACCCAAGCUAUCCGAACUGAAAGAGAUGAAACAUAAUUUGAUGCAUAAUUCUCAGCAGCAACGCUCGUUGAUCGACUGCGAUUCGUCGACCGGAUCGAUGAACUCCACACCGGGCACCUCGUCCAUGGCACUACCACUACAUCGAAGAUCACCGACGGGUCCGGUACAUCCCGGCGAGGCGCAACAUCUUGGAGCCAAUCAUGCCAGCGUAUCUCCCGAACCCGCCAACCUGUUACCAGUCCCUCCAAACAUCAGAGUACAUCACGGUCCAGAUUCUCGAUCAGACGAUGAACUGGUGAAACGAUCUCAGUAUCUGCUGGAGAAGCUCAACUACCCGUGGGAGAUGAUGCCCCUGAUGUACGUGAUACUGAAGGGUGCCGACGGGGACGUCCAAACGGCGCACCGGCGGAUCGACGAAGCUCAGGCUGUUGUUCUGCUUCAUAGCAGAAUCGGUCGGGAUGACAUCGACGACGAGAACAUCUCGGUGACGGGCCGUACCAACUCGACGUCCCUGUCGCGGUGUAGCUCCACGUACCGGUCGCGGUCCCGCUCGCCACCCCAUCCCGACGAGGAAGGCGUGCUCAAUCUGGACACCAAGUCGGCGAAAAAUGCAGCAUCCGACGAUUCGUCGGCGUUCAACGACGUCAAGCCAAAGCAGCCAAGCGAACACCAGUCCCGGCUGGAGGAGACGUACCAGAGCAGUGUCGAUCAGCACCACAGUGCCAAGUCCAAGAGUAAAAAGCAUAGCGUUGCUGACGAUGCUGAACCAGUGUCGCAAGUGGCACCUCACGAAACGAACGGCUUCGAGAAGGGUUUGAAGCUGUUCAACAAUACCAAAGCCAGCAGACGAAGCACGCACAAAGAUGACUCCGUGAACGAAUCUUUCGCAGCCCGUGACAAACCAUUAUCCUUAUUUCCGAGGCAUCUGCAUCUAGCGGAAAAUCUAGAGCUGCUCAAAACCCCGCUGUCCUUGCCAUCGGCGGCAAACUUCCCACUUCCGUUCACAAUUCCGCUCACCAACAUGGAAGCGAUCCGGUCAUAUCCGCAGUUUUUCUAUCCCUAUCAAACGCACUCCGGUAGUGAUCCACCCCAUCCGCUGAUCUCCAGUCCCUUCAUGAACUACCCGCACCAUCCGCUGCUCUUCCCCGACGGCUACCGAAAGGAACUACCCAAGUUCCCGUGCCCCACGUCUCCGUCCAGAACGUCUUCUCCGCCGAAGGUGGGCGCCCAGCCUUUUUCGGGAUCGCGGGUUGAACCCGUACUGCAGCCUAACCAACCGUCCGUGGCACCGAUUCAUUAACUGCACAAUUGCUGAGGACCUAUGAGGCGAGAGUUUGAGUUUCGAGUGAAAGGGCAGUUACACGAUUGGUGAUCAACCUCGACGGACUUUUCUUCCUAUAGGAGGAAACACCGCUUUGGAAAAGUGCUGGCGAAGAUGCCGCUAGGUCAUCCAAAUCCAGCAUCAAUUUUAUGGUUUUGCUGCUUCCGGUAAACCUCUCGAGUCCACGAGACUUUUUUCAAAAAUGCAAAUCACCAAAAUCAGUGAAGCUGCAAACACUCAAUUAUGAACUAUGUACAAAAGUUACACUUAAACUGUAAAAAAAUAUUAACACACACGCGCACAUCCGAACUUUGGUUUGGGUUGCUUUCUGCAUGUGAUAUUGUUUCGAAUUUCGAAUCCACCGGACCAGCACACACGCUUAUGAAUGGCAAAGGAGUGAGCAGCAGCACCCGCAAGAGUGUUAAUUAAAUUUUGUACAAUGAUUGGCACUAGGAUAUGUUGUGUUGGCAUUAGAUUGAACUGUGAUAUUGCGCGCUGUCCACGGAAGAAAUGAGAUAAGCCUAAGAGUGAUUUUUUGUUUUGCUUGGUGAAGUUGGUCCAACAACGCUGGUUCAAAACCCGUACAAAUUAAGAAAGAAAGAACACAACAUCAGUCACUGUGAUCGUUGCUGGUAGAUUGACGAGAAGACCCACUGAAAAGAUAGUAAAGAAAGGUGUUAAUUUAUUGCGUUACGUACCUAACAUGGUUUUCAUCAUCCUAUUAUGUUUUAAUCUUCAAACUAUACUAUAUAACCUACUAGUUUGUUUUAUAAAGUUUCAUUGGAAGAUAGACUACCUUUUAAUUUGUUUUGUUCUUCUUGGUUUUAUUUAAGUUUUCAUAUCACCGGUGUUCACAUGUUAAAAACAUUGAAAGUCUUUUGAUUCAGUUUUCGGAGGCUGGCAGUGGUCGCUUUCUUUUAACAAUCAAUUUGUAAUUUAAUGUACAGUCAUAAAACACAGAAGAAACUACGGUAGCAUGUAAUCUAGGAUCAACGUUAACAAUAGGUAAAUUGUAAUUUUUUUUCAAAUAUGACCAGAAUAAACUGUUGUUCUGUAAUUAGAAAGAUGACAGUAGAUGAAACGUUUUAAGAUAAACUCCCUGUUUUGAGCUCGCUUGAAAACGAACGAAAAAUGUCUCCCAUGGAUGAUGUUUUUAGCAAUUGAAAUGUGAUAUUCAUGUUGUAACUUUUUGUUGUUCUUGAACCUGCUGACAUUUGGCUUUCAAAAAGACCUCAAAAUUAUUCCAGAAAGUUCCACUCACUACCGAGUAGCAAAAUUACGAGUUUAACUCAUCGUGCAAAUCGUGAUAUUUGAUCUCCUCGUUUUGGUUUUGAACAAAUUAGGGUUUUCUUUUGCCAAAAAUACAUAUUUAAUCAAAUGUUUUCAUUCUAAAACACGAGUAAAAAGAAGCAACUCACUGUAACACCCUCCCCCACGCAACGUUCACGAACAAAUGCAAUUACAAAUCCACGUAAAGAUUUUGUAAUACCGGCAGCUGGAAUGAAGGCAGGCAUUUUUUUUCGUAAUUUCACAAUUGCUCAGGAAUUGAACACCAAAACAUCAAAACUUUCAUGGCUGUAAUUAAUUAAAAUGAGGGUAGUAAAUUAAAUUUAUACAAAUCUUCAAUUGAAUUUCGUCAACGUUGUGAUAUCUGACUCAUGUUCAACCAAGUAGAAUUUGGAUUGCGAUAAGGUGACAAAUUUAUUCAAUUAAUUUUCGUUAUGUGAUAGCCAAGCUGAUAAUGUUCUGAUAUCCCUUCAAUCUCUCUGACGGUGUCACAGUCAUUGCGUGUCUGUAAAACUGUAAAUAAAAGCUCCGGUUUGCUCCGUCACUUCUUCACCCCUACCCCAUCAUCCUAGCUACGUUUUGUCUUAAAACUAAUGGUAAUGAUCAAAAAUUCGCAACACCACCAAAUCUCGAUGGUUUUGUGAAAAAAAAAAUAGAUUUAUUGUAAAAUUAAACGAAUAAUGGUGCAAAUCACAAAUACAGGAAAGAAGCCGAGUAAACUCACACACGGAGAAAACAGAAGUGAAAUAAACCAAGUUUAUAAUUGAUCACAAAUUCACAGAAAAUAGUUUUCUUUCAUUUCAAGCAUAUUUACGUACAAGUGUCGCUAAGAUAUUUAAAACCCAGAACGAACGUCCUGAGUUCCUAGACAAGUCUCUUUUUUCUAGUUGGUAGGAUUUUAAUUUCUUGUCUUUAAAUCGCUAAGGAACCUAAGAACGAUAACAUGAAAACAAAAAGGCGGAAUAACAGAGACGAAGAUGUUUCCGGUGGGAAAUAUGCAGAAGAUUGCAAACAAAAGUGAUUGUUUAGUGAUGUAAAACAGCCCAAAAGUGUAAAUUCAGAUUGAGGGGUCAGAAAUAAAUUAUUGAAAUCGAG